AUUUAAGUAUUCUAUAGCCUUUGAUUUUCCCCUCACAAUGAAUAUUUUAUUAUUGUUUCGAUCAAAAACCGAAAAAAAAUUCGAUUUCUGUGCUUCAAAAUCCAAAAGUCCAGAGGACCAAAAGGAUGCCCGUGGCCGUGCGUCUUGUGGAGGCCCUGACCCUGAUCACAAUCAUGGGCCUCAUAACCUGCAUAGGUCUCAGUGUGAUUUUGACUCAACAUACGAUCAGUCUGGCUGUAACUUUCCUCGAGCCCGCAGCGAAUAUUGUUGACAUGGCUCUGCUCGUGACCGAGAAGAUCCUCGUGUCCGCCCUCCUUGUCGUUCUCCGUCUUACGAAUACGGUGGGAAAUGCUCUGCAAGCGGCUGGAAUGGCUUGAGGACUCCCUCACUCUAUAUAUUUAGUAUUCUUUUUGUACUGUUCUGUGACUCCAAAAUUUUGCAAUAUAUUUCGCGCCAAUCGUUUUAAUA
Drosophila ananassae is the source of this 468-nucleotide messenger RNA. RefSeq lists its product as uncharacterized. NCBI's taxonomy places the organism in Eukaryota, Metazoa, Arthropoda, Insecta, Diptera, Drosophilidae. Bases 126 to 377 code for a protein of 83 amino acids. The record is from RefSeq and is a predicted model, not a curated record. The transcript has 2 exons.